GGGACAAAAGAUGGCACAAGUGUAGCCGUCAUCGUCUGCUAGUGUGACGGUCACGCAAGCAUGUGUCCUUCGUAGUGCUUCUCGCUCCCGUAGUGCACCGUAUCAAUAGUUCGGCAGUGUCAAGAUUAGCGUACAGGUGCGGCUAGGAGGGCCCGGCCCAGGUGCUUCGUUUUCUCGGGACCCGACAAUGAGCGACCAUGAUGUCGACGACAUUGCCUUCCUUACAGGCUGCUGUUUCCUGUAUGAAUAUGCAGCCUCCGUCAAGGGCUGGAGAACCAGACACAGGUGUUGCUGUACACCUGUUGUCUGAUGGGCUGCUACAGGGUCACCCAAUGAGAGCGGCUUCAUGGUCAACAAACGGGCCAUGUAUGAGCCGGGGGCUGUCAUGGUGUGCUCCCAGAAGCGGGCAUGCUGUGUUGUCUCCAUGGGCUUUGCUGCCAUCAUUGCUGUUGCGCUCAUUGUGGCAUUCACCAAGCCAGGUUGCCCUGAGGCCACCUACAUAGGGGAGCCAGUCCCUGGCUUCAGCAGCCGUCCCACCCACUCCCCACCUACCACACCUCCAACAGCUACCAAUGGAGAGGAGUUUCCCUGGAGAGAUGUGCGACUCCCAUUCCACGUGCGGCCGCUGCACUACAACAUCACCUUACACCCCAACCUGACCACCAGGCUUGUGGAAGGACAUGUGACAAUUAAGCUUACAGCCAUUGAGGAGACAACUGCCAUCAUCAUCCAUGGCCAUGAGCUCAACAUCACUAACUACUCCCUUAACAAAAAGUAUGGGAAGCCAAUUGAGAUCCUCAAAUUUCUCGUGUAUCCACCUCACCAGCAGUUGUACUUGGGUCUCAAUGAGAUCCUGAGGCGAGGGAGUAACUACACCCUGAAACUGGGAUUCAGGACUUCCUUGAAGGAGGGACUGGAGGGCUUCUAUCUCUCCUCAUACAUUAGUGCUAAGGGAGAAAGAAGGUACCUUGCAACAACCCACUUUGAGCCAACAUCAGCGCGAGCAGCCUUCCCCUGCUUUGAUGAGCCUCACAUGAAGGCACAGUUCUUCCUGAGCCUGGUCAGGGAACCACAGCACAUUGCCCUCUUCAAUAUGCCUGUGCAGGAAACCCUGAGUCUGAAUGACACAGGCCUGGUGGUGGACAAUUUUGAGGAGAGCAAGACCAUGAGCACCUACCUUGUGGCCUUUGUGGUAUGUGAUUACAAGUCGGUGAGCAACAUGACACGCCACAACAUCAGAUUAUCAGUCUAUGCACCUCCCACCAUGAUAGGUCAAGCUGGCUAUGCCCUCCAAGUGGCCUCCCACAUCUUUGACUUCUACCAGGACUUUUUUGGUGUCAAGUACCCACUCCCUAAGCAAGAUCUGAUAGCCAUCCCAGACUUUGGGGCAGGGGCCAUGGAGAACUGGGGUCUCAUCACUUAUCGGGAGACAGCACUCAUGUUUGAUGGCAACCACACAUCCUCUCGGGCACAGCAGGGAGUGGCAGUGGUCAUUGCCCAUGAACUGGCGCACCAGUGGUUCGGCAACCUGGUCACCAUGUCCUGGUGGAGUGAUUUGUGGCUGAAUGAAGGUUUUGCAAGUUUCAUGGAGAACAUUGGUACCAAGGCAGCUCAACCUGGUUGGGCCAUGGAGGAGCAGUUCCUGGUGGAAAAGAUGCAGCCUGCCCUGGCCCUGGAUGCCCUGCUGGCCUCUCAUCCCAUCUCCACCCCUGUCAGGGAUCCUGCACAGAUUGAGUCCAUCUUUGACACAAUCUCAUACAAAAAGGGUGCCUCCAUCAUCAGCAUGCUGGAGUCCUUCAUUGGGCACAAGAUGCUUGCUGAAGGCCUGCAGCUCUACCUCAAGGAGAAUGAAUUUGGAAAUGCAGCCACUGAUGACCUCUGGGCAGCUCUGACCAAGGUUACUAAGAAGCAUAACAAUGAACUAGACAUAAAGGGCAUCAUGGACACCUGGACCCUGCAGGCUGGCUUCCCCUUGGUCUCAGUCACUCUUCAAGAUGGCCGUGUCUCAGCCAGCCAGGCACGCUUUGUGGUUUGUGAAGAGAAUGUUACAGAUCCAAAUGAGCCUCUGAACACCACCAUUGGCUACCGGUGGCAUGUUCCGCUCACCUACAUAACCAGUGAGCAACCACACGAGCAGGCCAUGUACUGGAUGAACCUCACUGAUGUGGAGUUUGAGGUUGGGAAGGAUGUCAAGUGGGUCAAGUUCAAUGUUGGGCAACGAGGGUUCUUUAGGGUAAGCUACGAUGCAGUGGGCUGGGCAGGACUCAUCAGCCUCCUGCGCAACAACCACACAGCCCUCUCCUCAGCUGACCGCGCCAACCUAGUGGAUGACAUCUUCACUCUCGUCAAGGGUCGCCUUUAUGACAGUCCCACCCUGGUGCAGGCCGGAACCAUCAAUGGCUCCCUAGCCCUUGAACUGAGCCUCUACCUGAAGAAUGAGACACGGUACAUCCCUUGGCACACCGCCCUGGAGCACCUCUUCCAGUGGGUGCAGCUCCUCUUCAACUACCCAGCUCACACCCAGAUGUUGCAGUACAUUCACACCCUCAUCCUCCCUCACUACAAGAGAAUAGGCUGGAAUGACACUGGCACACAUCUUGAAAGGCUGCUGCGGUCUAAGAUCCUGUCGGCAGCUGUUUAUUGUGGUGAUACUCAUGCCAUCCAGGAAGCAAAGCGCAUGUUUCAUGAGUGGCGUGUCAAUGGCACUUUCAUUCCUCCAAACCUACGGGCAGUAGUGUACUCCACUGGAGUGAGGUAUGGCACGGAGGAGGACUGGCGCCACUGCUGGAAGGUGUACAACAGCUCCACCUUCCCCAGUGAGAAGAAGCUGAUGCUGAUGGCCAUGGCUAAAACCCAGAACCCUUGGCUCAUGCAGCAGUUCCUUGAGUACACACUGGAUUCCAACAAGAUCCGCCACCAGGAUGUGCUGACAGUGCUGCAGGAGGUGAGCAAGAACCCCAGCGGGCGGCUCCCGGCAUGGCGCAUGGUGAGGCAGCACUGGGCACAGAUCUCACAGCUGUUCGGCCAAGGCUCCUUCACCAUUGGGUCCAUCAUCAAGGCUGUCACUUCCACCUUCACUUCAGCCUUUGAUCUUGGGGAGGUGGAGAGCUUCUUCAAGGAUGUGAGUGUAGGAUCAGGGGAGCGAGCACUGGCCCAGGCACUGGAGACCAUUCGCCUCAACAUUCAGUGGCAUGAACACAACCUGGAUGAUGUCUCACACUGGCUUGACCAACACAUGACUCAAGCUGAGACACAGGUUGAGGUUGAUCCACAGUAACUUUUCCCUGACUCUUGUUCUCUGUAUCUCAUUCAUUCACUGGCCAAUCUAGAAUACCGGUCACUCUUGCCCGUAAGGGUCAUGUUGGCCUUCAGUUCAUGUUGGUGACUGGUGUGCAAAGUGAUAGGUCUGAAAGAGAGUAAGUGAUCCAAGUGAAGGAAAAGUAACAUAUCCAUUAAUUUCCAUUGUGUUUCCUGGGGUGUCAGGAGUGCUCUGUGUCUUAUGGCUGGCUGGCAGCAGUCAAGGAGGGUCAUGUUACAAAUGAUAAUUACUUAGUGUAUUCAAGAAUUUUCAGGUACUAAUUUAAAUUUUUUUAUACACAUUUUACAUUACAGAACCCUCUAUCCAUUGCUACUUUUAUGAACAAGGAUGACAAACACGGUAGUUAUGCUUUGAAACUAACCACUAAACUAGUGUAGAUGUGUAGCCUGUAGAAGAGAGGAACACUAAUAAAUACUGAAUGAGAUGUGAAGGGUGUGGAGUUGAGACUUCAUUUGAUGUAAUCAUUUUCUUGGCUUUUAUGUGGUCUUCUCUCAGCACAGCACUUGGGUGUGAUUCAGGGAGUGUGACAAGUUAUAAGGAUCCUAGAGGAACGAGAUCAGUGAAGUGGGUGUUUGCCUAUGUAUCCUUUCACCAGGUUGGGAGUUUGGUAAUCCUCAGGGACAUAGCAAGUCUCCCUCCAGUUAUAACAAUGUGUUCUGGCUUGAUGACUAUUUAUUUUGUAUACUACUUGAUGUUUAGCCAUAGCAGUGCCUCCCUGAUGCUUGAAAUACUCCUAACUUGGGUAGCAGAAUAAGCUAGGAUCAAGUAGGUUCAGUCAUUAGAUUUUCCAUGGUGGUUGAGCAUCUUGGUUGUUUUUUGUAUUAAGCAUUGAGAAGCUGUGACCUCAACCAACAUCCACGUUUAUCAAACACAACCACCUCCACUCCAUGAUCCUGUUGGGAACACCCUCCUGAAGGCUGCCCACUUUAACCACAUCAACACUGCAUAUCUCUCAGAAAAGGAUGAAAUUAUUCCUAACAAUCACAUUUUAUAGUGGUGGGAUGCUACUUAUUAUCACUUGACUAUGUAUGUACUUAGCUUCUGCCAACAAGAUGGACAGGAGAGCCAUCGUAUCUGCCGUGCAGCCUUGUUUCAGUAUUGCCUGUAUAAUACAGUCUUGGUUGGAUAUUGAGUAACAUACUGCACUCCAUCUGUGUUGUGAGUUUUCCUAAAUCAUAUGUUCUCUCAUCUGAUAAGAGUCAGAUGAUCAGAGAGUUUAAGAUUCAGGGACAAUGGAAAGGGAGUGUGUAGCAGGUUACUUGACUUCUGACCAUGGCUUUGCACCUGAACUGUAAUUGUUUUCAGGUUGUCAUUUCAUAUUGAGGCACAAGUUAUGAUGGGCCCACUUUCCUUAUAACAAAAAGAGGGUUCCAGAAAUAUUAACCAAGUUGUUACAGGGUUGUGGAAUAUUAUCACCUGUUUCUAUGCUACGAAGGUUACUGAGCCUCGUGGCUGCUAUAUUGGGCUCACUGCCACACUCUGUUCCUAUAUAUAGCAUAUAAUUUUUAGAGUCUAUAAAUUAUAGAUUAUGGAAAAAUUUUAGUCCAUUUCCUAUAUAGUGUACCAUUUUUAGAGUUUGUAAAUUAUAGAUUAUGGAGAAAUUUUAGUCUGUUUUUUUUAGCAAGUUAUGCAAAUAAAGAUAUAAAUCAAAUUUUAUCACACUUCAUUCUGGGAAUUGAAGUUUAAUUUGUUACAUAUUAUAAAAGUUUAUAAAAGACAUGAAGGAGCUUUAGGUCUUAAGGACAGUCUGUCUGGCAAGGACACUCCAUCUUCCAUGACAUGAGGUCAGAGGUAGAAGUAGAGUAGUGGUGUGUAUUGGUGUGCAGAUAUUGGAGAAUAGUCAUAUCUUGGCUCUUAAAUGUAUAUCGGAAACUGUCCUGUACUUGAAUUAUUCAUGUCCAUAUAGCACAAAGUAUUACAAA
Molecule: messenger RNA, 5241 nt
Organism: Scylla paramamosain (green mud crab)
Lineage: Eukaryota; Metazoa; Arthropoda; Malacostraca; Decapoda; Portunidae
Product: endoplasmic reticulum aminopeptidase 1-like
Exons: 19
Coding region: 347-3277 (976 amino acids)
Biological process (GO): peptide catabolic process; proteolysis
Cellular component (GO): cytoplasm
Molecular function (GO): zinc ion binding; metalloaminopeptidase activity; peptide binding
Source: RefSeq, a predicted model, not a curated record